Molecule: messenger RNA, 4448 nt
Organism: Sphaeramia orbicularis (orbiculate cardinalfish)
Lineage: Eukaryota; Metazoa; Chordata; Actinopteri; Kurtiformes; Apogonidae
Gene: slc6a4a
Product: solute carrier family 6 member 4a
Exons: 14
Coding region: 950-2962 (670 amino acids)
Biological process (GO): sodium ion transmembrane transport; amino acid transport; serotonin uptake
Cellular component (GO): synapse; neuron projection; plasma membrane
Molecular function (GO): serotonin:sodium:chloride symporter activity; serotonin binding
Source: RefSeq, a predicted model, not a curated record
CCAAUGAGUUGCAGGUGGCAGUAAAUGGGUUAGUUAUUACAGGAUACAGACAAGCUGGGACUUAACUAACUCUUUCUCAAACUCACAAACAGUUUAUGAUGUAUACUUUUCAUCCAGGCAUUGUUUUUUACAGUUUACUUUUAAUUUAUAUAUCUGUGUUCGUCUCUUAUUCCUCUUUGACUCUCGUAUAAAUAUGCAUCAAGGAGCCCUGGAUUAGGGGCAAGGAUCCUUUUCUAAAGCUCCACGUGUGUGUGUGUGUGUGUGUGUGUGUGUGUGUGUGUGUGUGUGUGUGUGUGUGAGAGAGAGAGAGCGAGAGAGUGCAUACAUGCUAGAGUAUGCGUGUUUGUGUCUUAAGCCAGGCAAAGCAGAAUACGGCCUCCUGUAAGCCCAGGCAUGAGUGAUUUGUGUGAUUGGGUUUACAUCGCGUUGAUAGGCGAUGCCUUGGACACUAGAUGACCAGACGCUCCACGGACAAGGCAAGCUGUCCUGCUAAAAAUAUCAAGUUUGUUCCAUCACUGAGUGUCUCAGAGGACGAUCCGUUUGUGGAGAAGAUCCAAGAUUCUUGUAACUGUUGUGGUGGCCACAUCCUGCUUGAACACAUCUCUCUCUCCUCAAAUACCCUCCUGUCUGCCUUCACCCCUUCUUACUCAACACAUUGUACAAAUUUCAGUCCUCUCCCACAUACACAAACCAUCUUUUGUCCUGGCUCUGCUGUCUUCUUUUAGCAGCGCUCUUUUGUUCCCUUUACCCUCACCUGUCCAACAAGGACGUAGCUGUGAUUUUGCUAAUUUAGUCCUCUGCCCUCACAGUACCAUUCCCUGACUGUCCUCACCCCUCUGUUCCCCUGAUGGGCACCGCAUCAGACAGCAGUGCCACAUUCCCUUCAUCAUUCCUGAGAUCCUCUCUCCACCCCUAACCACCUCGCUAACGCCAACACCAACACGACCCAAUGGAGACAAAAGAUAUGAUGAUGACGAGCAUGUUGACCAAGGACAAAGGGGAGAAUGAGGGAGAAAGAGACAAAGAGAGAGAGGACGCGGGGGGAGAGGAGGAGGAGACGCAGCAAGAAAAUGGUAGACUGAUGCUGGCUGAUGGUGUUGGCCAGAGAGGACCAAAGAGUCUGACCUCCAGCUCUGGCCAGCAGGUAUCUAAUGGCUUCACCACAUCUACCCCUCAGAGCCCUCGGGAGGGGCCGGGGACGGCAGCCUCCUCAGGGGGAACGGCUUCUGGAAAUGGGUCCUCCAUGCCACUGGGAGGCCUCAGGACUCUUGUGGUCCAGCAAACGAGCUUGGACAGGCCCCGAGAAACCUGGAGCAAGAAGAUGGACUUCUUGCUGUCUGUGAUUGGCUACGCUGUGGAUUUGGGGAACGUCUGGCGCUUUCCCUACAUCUGCUACCAGAAUGGAGGAGGUGCAUUUCUGCUGCCCUACCUGUUGAUGGCAGUGUUUGGAGGGGUGCCUCUCUUCUACAUGGAGCUGGCUCUUGGUCAAUUCCACCGCAGUGGCUGCAUCUCCAUCUGGAAACACAUCUGCCCCAUCUUCAAAGGGAUAGGUUUUGCCAUCUGCAUCAUUGCCCUCUACAUAGCAUUUUACUACAACACCAUCAUGGCAUGGGCCUUGUACUACCUGUUAUCGUCAUUUCGGCCCACUCUGCCGUGGACCACCUGCACCAACGAAUGGAACACAGCCAACUGUAACCGCUACAUGUCCACCGACCACAACGUGUCAUGGUCCAACUCCUCUACCUCUCCCGCUGAGGAGUUCUAUACUCGCCAGGUGUUGCAGGUCCACCUCUCCCCAGGUCUGCACCAGCUGGGCUCUGUCAGCUGGCAGUUGGCCCUCUGCCUGCUCUUCAUCUUCACCGUCGUCUACUUCAGCAUCUGGAAGGGAGUCAAGACGUCUGGAAAGGUGGUUUGGGUCACAGCUACUUUUCCAUAUCUGGUCCUCGUGGUGUUGCUCAUCCGUGGAGCCACUCUGCCCGGAGCCUGGAGGGGCGUGGUCUUCUAUCUCAAACCUGAUUGGGACAAACUGCUGAGUACUACAGUGUGGAUCGAUGCAGCAGCUCAGAUCUUCUUCUCUCUGGGACCAGGGUUUGGCGUACUCCUCGCCUUCGCCAGCUACAACCCAUUUCACAACAACUGUUACAAAGAUGCGUUGGUCACUAGCUCUGUGAACUGUCUGACCAGCUUUCUCUCCGGUUUUGUCAUCUUUACUGUACUGGGUUACAUGGCAGAAAUGAGGCAGCAGAAUGUGGAUGAUGUGGCCAAGGAUGCCGGUCCCAGUCUGCUGUUCAUCAUUUAUGCAGAAGCCAUAGCAAACAUGCCAGCUGCCACCUUCUUUGCCAUCAUCUUCUUCCUUAUGAUCAUCAUGUUGGGUCUGGAUAGCACAUUCGCAGGGUUGGAGGGUGUGAUCACAGCUAUGCUAGAUGAGUUCCCUCAUAUCCUGGUUAAGAGACGGGAGUGGUUUGUCUUUGGUCUGGUCUGUGUCUGCUACCUUGGGGCUCUCUCCACUCUCACAUAUGGAGGAGCAUUUGUCGUGAAGCUCUUUGAGGAAUACGCGACAGGCCCUGCGGUCAUCACUGUGGUCCUGCUUGAAGUCAUCGCUGUUUCCUGGUUCUACGGUACCAACCGUUUCUGUAACGACAUCCAGGUCAUGCUUGGUUUCUACCCGGGUUGCUUCUGGAGGGUCUGCUGGGUGGCCAUCUGCCCCUGCUUCCUGUUGUUCAUCAUCAUCAGUUUCCUGGCCUUCCCUCCGGAGGUCAAGUUGUUUCACUACCAGUACCCGCAGUGGACCACCGUGUUGGGCUACUGCAUCGGGGUGUCCUCAUUCGUCUGUGUGCCUGCUUACAUGAUCUACCACCUGCUCAAUGCAAAGGGCACAUUCAGACAGCGUCUGUUGAAGAGUAUCACUCCAGAGCCCAGCAGUGAACAUCACAGGGACUUCAUUGUGACCAAUGCAGUCUGACCAAAUCCGGACCCACACAAAGGUGCCACUCUAGCUACCUAGAGAGCCCUCUUCUGGACAAACUGCAAAACUACAGGACAAGGGGGCUAUCUUUCACCGGCUUUGCCUCUUUUCAUACAUCCCACCCAUAUCCGGAAUUAGAAGUGGUUUUAUUUAGUUUGAUGUAGAUCUGUUUGGUUCUUUCUGCUGAGUUCUCCAAUGUUAUAAUCCAGAGUCCAAUCACCACACACUUUUCCACUCAGCGUAAACUUUCACUUUAGGUUUUAGAGCCACAACAACAUUUAGGAUUUUACGGUUAUAUAAAAUGCGAUAAAGUUUUUGUUCAUCUGCUCAAGGCGUACAUACUGUUAAAGCACUACAUGAUGUCAGUAGACUUACAUUAGUAAUGUCCAUUCCACGCUCACUGUCUAUGGUUGUAUUUUUAUACAAUGCUGUUAAGUUAUGCAUUUGAAUAUGUAGCAAAAUUCAGGUAUCUUUUUACAUCUGUUACUGAAGCCAAAUAUAUAAUGUUUUACUCUGUUUUACUCAUAUUUUUUUAAUGAUGUUUCAAUAUUGUAGUUGGCGUAAUGUGUUGACUGUCAGCCUUUGUUUUUGGUUUUGUUUUUGGUGGACAAAAAGAUGGAUUUACUUUGAGUUCUCUACACUGUGAAACACUAUCUAGUAGUGAUACAAAUGUGUAUGACUGAGUGUGUGAAACUGUUAAACAUGGAUCACAGACAGAACCAACUUUGCGUUUUCAUCACAUAACUGCAAUAUGGGACACGUAUGUAUUUUGUAGAUUACUAUUGCUGUAAUUUUGACUUUCUUCACUGUAUCUUGUGAUAUAAUCCUUGUUUAAUCCCAGUCAAACUGCAUAACUGUCAGUAAUAGAAACCAAAUAUGGAUCAGAGCUAAUAACACCAUCACUGUUCUAGUCUGAAAAUCAACAUCACUGCUUUACUUUCUACCAAAAAUAAGUGUGUUUGUGUGUACGCGCAUGUGCCUAUGUGUGUGAUCCAACUGUGUGUGUGUGUGUGUGUGUGUGAGUGUGAGUGUGUAGGAGCAGGAGUUAAAAUAUGGCGAGUACUGUACAUCUACAUGUGUAUUUACUAGUCAGUAUGGUAUUGGUGUAAUCUAUUUUGUGAAUACCUGUCUCCUUCCUCCAUGGACGUGUGAAUAAGUGAGUGUCUCGUGCGAGUGUGUGCACUUUGGGUAGUGUGUCGGUGCACGUAGGAGUGUCGGUAUGCUUGGCUGUGCAGGGUUGGAUGUGUUCACCCCUUUUACGUGUGCAUGCUGUGACGUGUGAAUACUGUACGUUAACUGUGUGUCUGUAUUGUAAUCUCCUGGUGUCUUGUUAACUGCCAAAAUAUCUUAUGAAGGAAGUACAUUCCCCUUUUGCCUCACACUCCCUCUCUCUCUCGUACCUCUGAAGCUUAUGUAAAAUCUAUGUAUGUCAAAAAAAAAAGACUGUAUUGAAGAAUACACCUGUAUAGAAUAAAGAUAUAUA